UCAUUGGAAUUAUACACAAAAUACUCAAAAUAUAUAUUUUUACCAAUAAUCUACAUGCGCACAUCGCAUCCACAAAGGUCUCUGCGUGUGCCACAUAAUUUUAUAGUGUAACCAAUUACUUCAAAAUUUGUUGUUAUUAUUCGAGCGUGGUCAUCAGAGUCCAUUCAAGAAAGAGACACAAACAUACAUACAAUAACAAGCCAUAUACAUAUACGAUAAGUUUGCGGCUCUAUUGGCGCUGGUGGAGGUACUGGUGCUCUCGACUGUCACCAAGGAAGGUGCAAUCUCACCCGAGCUCCAGGUGCGGGACGUCUAUGUGUGUGUGUGUGUGUGUGCGGCAUACACAUAUACUAUAUUCAGUUGCUUCAAAGAAGUUAUUGUUGGCGCAUUGAGGGCAAGUGAAAACAUAUAUGUACAUACAUAUAUUGGCUCUAAAGAAAUCGGCAAGCAUCUUUGAAUUGCGCGCAUUGCUGCUGUCCGCUGAAGCGUGAAAUGGGUGCACGCUGCUUCGACAAAAACAAUAGCAGCUACCCAACGUGUUAGUGAAGAAUUAAAGCAGCGGAGAAUAGACAAAAAUAGUACAUUUGAGAAUUGUAGAAGGCCUGGCCAGGACAGAAGACAGAAGACAGAAUGGCUGAAGGCGAAGAAAUGGAGCUCAAGCCAAAGACAAAACGCUAUAAAGUGCGUGCCCGAAAACGCCGUCAACGGCAGAUCGCUUAUUAUGUUAUAUGUGGCAUUAGUGUGGCUAUAUUUGGAUUGGCGCUGGCAACUAUCAUACGACCGAUCAGCGCAGAAACCCCAGCAACCCCAGCUCCGGAUGACCCUGGUGAUGAAAGUGGCGAUGGAGAUGGUAAUGAGACCCUUGCUCCACCGUACUGGCGCAAGGGUUACGAGGGUCACGGCACCACCCACGAACAGCUGGGCCAACCCCAUUGGCCGCAGGUCGAAUAUACCAUUUACCAGUCAAAGAUUCCCUACAGCGAAAGUCAAACUUUCGCAACCGGGGGCAUGUCACCAGUAUUCAAUUUUACUCACAGCUUCUUCGAUGCAAUAAUAUCUGAUCAGGCCAUUCCAGACGGGUACAUUGUAACCAAAGGAGGUGACACCCUGGCUCUGGGACCUAAAGUAGAAGAAAACCAAUGGAGAGACCUAUUAGCCCACUACUGGGUGGUUUGGCUCCUAGUGUUAAUUCUGCUCAUUCUGAUAAUCGUGAUACCGUUUAUAGCUGUUUGCUAUUGUUGCUUCUGUUGCUGUCGCCGUUGUAAACAAGGAUGUCCGCCUUGCGACCGGAAGAAAGAUGCACGUCUUCGUUGCUGCUUCGGCUUCCUGCUACUGCUGCUCAUCAUCGGCAUACUUUUUGGCAUCAUAAUAGCACUGGUGACAAACAAGGUUUUGGAUCGUGGCUUCAAGCAGGCCACCCCAUCGGUGAAGCAAGGCACUGAGGACACAUGUAAAUACUUGAAGGAUGUUUCGGACCAUGUCUACCAUUUGCUCGUAUACAAUUAUCAAGAAUUGGAAACACAGCUCAUGCAGGAGCUACACGAUGCUCACAAACAUAUCUUCCUCGAUCUCUCCGACACUUCCGAAAGCUCUGCCAUUGAGGAGUUGCUGCGUAUUCUGACUAAUAUGCCUGCUGCACUGAAGCUCAUGCGCCAAUUGGAUGCGAUGAUUACGGAGGCUAGAUUCCUUGUUGCUCAGCUAAGAGAUGGUGUGCGUGGUGUUAAGCGUGACGUGAAUUUCGCGUGCAUCAACCUUUGUGGCACACAAGAUUGCAUCAACUUUUUGGGCAGCACCGAUAUCGAGUUUAUUGACAUGUCCCCUUGCAUACAUUAUGAUUUGGUACCGAACACCACUGCCUAUGUGGAGGCCAUGGAGGACAUUAUAGCAAGGCAGCUUGUUGAGAUACCGAAACGGGCACUGGUGCGCUUGAGGGAUAUUUCAUCCAAGAUCAGAGAGCACUUAAGGAUGCUCACGCCGCCGAUUAUUCGUGACUUGUCGGCUGGCCGCGAUGUCUUCCGCUCACAAGCGACCAACAUACGCAACAUUAUCGAUGCCGUCAUCAGUGACAUAUAUCUGAAUACGAUACAUUCAACGAGAUCGUUUGAGGAUGUGUAUGAGAAGUUUGGAUCCGAUCGCUAUUACAUUAAUCUUGUCAUUUGUUUUAUUUUAAUAGUUAUUCUAGUGAUAUUGAUAAUCGCUCUCCUGUUUGGCUGCUGUGGCAAACGACCCCGAGGCUGGCGGGAUCCUUGCUGUAACAAAGGCACCGGUGCCUCGUGUCUUCUAUUAGCCAUAAUCUUGAUAUUUAUGGUGUUCUCAAUCCUUACAUUAAUCGGUUUAUUCUACUUUAUCAUCGGCCUCGUGACAUACCAUGGCGCCUGUGCUCCAUUGAGGGACAAGACGGAAAAUGCUUUGUUCCGACAACUUGACUCGGUCGUAGAUCUUAAUAAAUUCAUGCCACGUGACGAUGGUCCACCAGCACCUCCAGGCGGCGGUGGCGAAGUUGCUCCUCCUGGAGCCGGCGGUGGUGGUGGCGAUCACGGUGGUGGCGAUCACGGCGGCGAAGGUGGUGGAAAACCGCCCCCUGGUGGUGAUGGUGGCGGAGGUGAAUCCAGACCGCCAAUGCAUAUGUCAGCGGCGAUCGCAGCGUGUGAAGCGAAUAAAACUAUAUUCCAAAUAUUGAGGGAGAACGGCAUUUACAACAUCGAUGAACUUUCUCGCAUCAAACUCUUGCAUAAGAGCGUAGACCCGGAUGGUAUGCCUGCUUUCGCUGAUGAUCUGUCAAAGGUGGAAAUUCUGACCACCGAUGAGAAGCAUCAGCUUCGUCAGUUGGCGAACAACAGCUUGGCGAACUAUCAUAGCUCGCAGUUUACAGAGUAUCUGUGUAAGCCUCUAACUCCCACACCGUUGCCCACCAUGGCCGGCAGACUGCGAGGCUUUGGUUCCGGACUGAGAAAUACUUAUUAUUUCGCUCAUAUCUCGUUGCUAAACGAGGCCUACAAUCUGGAGGUUUAUGAUGAUCAGUUUGUUACUAAACUGCAUGUUAUUAUUGACAAGUUUGAGGAUAUAGUCAAGGAGAUCGAUAAGCUGAUCUUGUAUGAGAAUAACAAUUUCAGUGCUUCUAUCAACAUACUAGUUGGUUCCAUAAUUCGAGCUGAGGAGUUCAUAAAAUCGCGUGGCAAGCAAUAUGUCAAUGAGCUGGGACGAAACCUUAGCGAAUGGGUCGAGGAGUCAGUCGACGCAUACAAAGAAUAUGUGAUUCAUGAGGGAGAUGUUAGAGUGGGUCCUUGUGGACCAUUGGCGUACCUAUAUCAUCGUGGCGUCGACCUGAUUUGUCACCGUAUAGUCGAUCCAAUGAACGGUUUCUGGGUUGGUCUGCUGCUGGCCACUUUGCUCUUCUUGCCAACCUUGUGGGUGGCCCAUAAACUCAUGUGCCUCUACAAAAAGAUCGAUCCCUAUGUCGCCCCGGCACCCACUGUCGUCGAAGGCGGCAGCGACUACUUAUAUGACGCCUAUAGCGAGCGCGAACAUAUGCCAUUGGCCAAUGUACCGAAGAAACGGCGCAAAGGUUAUGAUCGUCGACGCGAGCAGCAGGAGUUCUAUGAGGACGCUUCGCCCAGCGGAUCGCGUGGCGCUCGAGCCGAAGGACCAGGCAGCAGCAAUAUGCGCUACAAUGACAUGGCCCCCAAGCAUUGGGACCAUGAGCCGCCACGCUACCACAAUCCGCCAGAGGCACCACCGUCCUCCGAAUACGAGCGCCCACCACCAUACUAUUAUCCGGGCGCUGCCGAGCAGGACUAAAUGAACGGAUGAAUUAAUGCAAUGGGCCGCCGCAUCAGCAGCAGUAGCAGCAGCAAAGCUUUAAAGACGACAAGGACAAGAUAAAGCAAUUAAUUCAAUUUUAACCAGAACUUGAGUUUUUUCGAUAAGCCAAACCGACGUACCCCUUAUAGUGAGACUGUAAUUUUAGUUGAAAGCGUGAAUAAUGCAAAUAAGUACUCAUGUUUAAUUUAACAAAGCCGUAGGCUAACCAGGCCUAGUGUAAUUUAAUUUUAUUUCAAUGGUAGGUUUCCCCAUCUGUACAACCCGAAAGAGAAAAACAACAAACUAAAUAAUGGAAUGUGUAACGACA
Scaptodrosophila lebanonensis is the source of this 4129-nucleotide messenger RNA. RefSeq names its product prominin-like protein. NCBI's taxonomy places the organism in Eukaryota, Metazoa, Arthropoda, Insecta, Diptera, Drosophilidae. The transcript has 15 exons. Bases 631 to 3798 code for a protein of 1055 amino acids. Gene Ontology annotation, cellular component: membrane. The record is from RefSeq and is a predicted model, not a curated record.